Messenger RNA from Aspergillus saccharolyticus JOP 1030-1, 1488 nucleotides. RefSeq names its product cAMP-dependent protein kinase catalytic subunit pkaC (gene pkaC). The record is from RefSeq and is a predicted model, not a curated record. Gene Ontology annotation, biological process: peptidyl-serine phosphorylation. Gene Ontology annotation, cellular component: cAMP-dependent protein kinase complex; nucleus. Lineage: Eukaryota; Fungi; Ascomycota; Eurotiomycetes; Eurotiales; Aspergillaceae. Gene Ontology annotation, molecular function: cAMP-dependent protein kinase activity; ATP binding. The transcript has 4 exons. The coding region runs from base 1 to 1488 and encodes 495 amino acids.
AUGCCUAGUUUAGGAGGUUUAUUGAAGAAGCGGCGAACUAAAGAUUCGCAGACCCUCUCCAAAGAGCUCGAAGCCGGUUCGGCCCAGACGCAGACGUCACCAAACGCUGCCGAAGACAACGACACCCAACACCACCACCACCAUAAUCCUCUUCACCUUCUGCAUCACCACCACCACCACAACCAGGAUCAGCAGCAACAACAACAACAACAACAGCAGCAGCAGCAACCUGCCACCAAUUCCGCUCAGACUGCCGACCCCGCAAAUCAGCCGCAAAAUUUGGCCGCCAAUCAAGCCAAUCGCUCUUCCACUGCUGAUCAGCCAACCGACGCUCAACCAGCCUCCAUGCAAUCCGCCGUGUCGCAGGCUUCGCCUUCCCAACACACCGCCGGUGUCUCACAGUCCAGUGUCAAUGCCGCCAGCAUACAGAAUAUAAUUCACUCUUCCCAGCAGGGUUCGACGCACGCUGGCUCCGGCAGCCAGGCGCAGCAGAGCCAAGCCGCCCACCGGGACGCUCGCACCACUAAGGGAAAGUACUCUCUAGAUGACUUCAUUCUGCAGCGCACAUUGGGUACCGGCAGUUUUGGUCGUGUUCACCUCGUGCAGUCCAAGCACAACCAUCGCUUCUAUGCUAUCAAAGUAUUGAAGAAGGCGCAGGUGGUGAAGAUGAAGCAGAUCGAGCACACUAACGACGAGCGUCGGAUGUUGAACCGCGUCAGGCACCCAUUCCUGAUUACUCUUUGGGGCACAUGGCAAGAUUCGCGCAAUUUGUACAUGGUCAUGGACUUUGUGGAAGGUGGAGAACUUUUCAGUCUGCUGCGCAAGUCCCAGCGAUUCCCUAAUCCUGUCGCCAAGUUCUAUGCCGCCGAGGUGACUCUCGCCUUGGAGUAUCUGCACUCUCAACAGAUCAUCUACCGUGAUCUCAAGCCCGAGAACUUACUUCUGGAUCGACACGGACACCUGAAGAUCACUGACUUUGGUUUCGCGAAGGAGGUCCCGGACAUCACCUGGACCCUCUGUGGUACUCCUGAUUACCUGGCCCCAGAAGUCGUGUCUUCCAAGGGCUACAACAAAUCAGUGGAUUGGUGGUCACUGGGGAUUUUGAUCUUUGAGAUGCUCUGUGGUUUCACACCUUUCUGGGACAGCGGCUCCCCUGUGAAGAUCUAUGAGAACAUCCUGCGCGGUAGGGUCAAGUAUCCCCCUUACCUGCACCCGGAUGCUGUCGAUCUGUUGUCGCAGCUCAUCACUGCGGAUCUGACCAAGCGUCUGGGCAAUCUUCACGGAGGCUCUGAGGAUGUGAAGAACCACCCUUGGUUUGCGGAGGUCACUUGGGACCGCCUAGCUCGGAAGGAUAUCGAUGCUCCUUAUGUGCCACCCAUUCGGGGAGGACAAGGUGACGCCAGCCAGUACGACCGGUAUCCGGAGGAGACGGAACAAUACGGCAUGGCUGGAGAAGAUCCUCACGGCCAUCUGUUCCCUGACUUCUAG